UCUUUUCCCUUGAAAGCGUCGGCAGUGUAUUUUGUAGCCUUGUGAGGAACAAAGCUACAAAUAAGGAACCCCCAAGGAGGGGAAUUUUAAGGGCCCCUCUCUUACUCAACCCUGUCAAAGGUGUCAAGCACAUUUUUUUGUUUGUAUUUUGUGUGUGCAGCAAAGGGUGGUGGUGCUUGUUGCGGUUGGUGGUGGGGUGCGCAGGAUAACCAGCAAAGUUGGGUGAAGGGUAGGGAGAGAGAAUCAAAGACUCCAAUUUUUUUUUUUUUAAGAAAAUAUAUAAAAAGGGAAGAGAAAAAAGAUUGGCCUUUUUAUUAACAAGAAAACAACCCAUCAUAGUUUUAAGGCCAUUUAAUUGGUUCCUCUUGGUCUUCUGUGUGCGCUAUAAAUCUUUUAUGGUUUUUGGUUACCCUUUGGGUUCUAUAGGGAGUCUUAGAAACCCACUUUGAGAUUUCUCAUUUAGUUGAAUGCUUUUGGUUAGGAAGGUUGCUGCAAUGGGGAAGGUUGUGUUGUUGUUUCUUUACAUGUUGGUGGUGGUGGUGCCUUUGGCUUUUGCUGAUUCAAGUCAGAAGCUUCAGGUUCAGAAGCAAUUGAAGAACUUGAAUAGGCCUCCUGUAAGGUCCAUCAAGAGUCCUGAUGGAGAUAUCAUUGACUGCGUCCAUGUCUCUCACCAGCCAGCUUUGGAUCACCCUGACCUCAAAAAUCACAAGAUUCAGAUGAAACCAAGUUUCCAUCCUGAAGGGCACCCUUUUGGGGAGAGCAAAGUCUCUUCAAAUUCGAAGCCUAUUACUCAGCUGUGGCACCGAAAAGGAAGGUGCCCUCAAGGAACAAUUCCUGUCAGAAGGACCUCAAAGAAUGACAUACUAAGGGCAAGCUCUAUUCAACAAUUUGGAAAGAAGAAGGUAAGGAGCUUUCCUCAGCCAAAGCCAGCAAAACCUCUACCAGACCUCAUCAGUCAGAGUGGCCACCAGCAUGCCAUAGCUUAUGUGGAGGGGGAUAAGUAUUAUGGAGCCAAGGCAACCAUAAACGUUUGGGAGCCAAAAAUUCAACAACCCAAUGAAUUUAGCCUGUCUCAAAUGUGGAUUCUAGGUGGCUCUUUUGGUCAAGAUCUCAACAGUAUUGAAGCAGGUUGGCAGGUCAGCCCUGAUUUGUAUGGAGACAACAACACUAGACUCUUCACUUAUUGGACAAGUGAUGCAUAUCAAGCUACUGGUUGUUAUAAUCUCCUUUGCUCUGGCUUUAUUCAAAUUAACAGUGAUAUAGCUCUAGGAGCAAGCAUCUCCCCUCUUUCCAAGUAUAGCUCUUCCCAAUAUGAUAUCAGCAUCCUGGUCUGGAAGGACCCCAAAGAGGGUAACUGGUGGAUGCAGUUUGGAAGUGAUCAUGUUAUGGGAUACUGGCCAGCUCCUCUAUUCUCGUACCUUUCUGACAGUGCCUCAAUGAUUGAGUGGGGAGGAGAGGUUGUGAACUCUGAAUCUGAUGGCCAACACACCUCAACUCAAAUGGGAAGCGGCCAUUUCCCUGAGGAAGGUUUUGGCAAGGCUAGUUACUUCAAGAACAUUCAGAUUGUUGAUGGUAACAACAAGCUUAGAGCUCCAAAAGAUCUUGGCACUUACACUGAGCAAGAUAGCUGCUACAAUGUUCAAACUGGCAGUGCUGGAGAUUGGGGUAACUACUUCUAUUAUGGUGGUCCUGGUAGAAACCCCAAUUGCCCUUGAUCAUUCAUGUUAAGCAAAGAAAACUGAAAAGAAAAAAAAAAAGAAGGAUGAGUAGGUGUUCUUUUUGUCUAGUUUAGCUGUUUUAGUAUCUUGUGGUACAACUUAGAGUUGUGGUGUAUAAUGAAGCUCUUGAACCUUCAAAGUCUCCAAAAAAUUGUUGGAGAAAAAGGCAGUGAGUUUCUUAGAUUUACAAGAAACAAGUUUCUUCAUUUUGUUUUCCUGUUUAUAUAUAUAUUUGUUGUUUUUGUUUGCUCCUCUCUCAGGAGCUGUGAAGGCUGAGUUGUGAAUGUGAACAGAAUAUUCUAUUAUGGUACAUGGGGAGACUGUAUUUUUUUAUUUUAAUUAUUACCAUGUUUCAUCAGUGAAAA
Molecule: messenger RNA, 2083 nt
Organism: Vigna radiata var. radiata (mung bean)
Lineage: Eukaryota; Viridiplantae; Streptophyta; Magnoliopsida; Fabales; Fabaceae
Exons: 7
Coding region: 468-1715 (415 amino acids)
Source: RefSeq, a predicted model, not a curated record